Molecule: messenger RNA, 426 nt
Organism: Parastagonospora nodorum SN15
Lineage: Eukaryota; Fungi; Ascomycota; Dothideomycetes; Pleosporales; Phaeosphaeriaceae
Exons: 1
Coding region: 1-426 (141 amino acids)
Source: RefSeq, a predicted model, not a curated record
AUGCCACCUACUUUUAAACACGUCCCUCUGGAGGAAUAUCUUCAUCUUGACCAAUACAUUCCACGCCCCCUGGAUGAAGCGCGGCUAGCCGAACUCAAAGCUCUGUGUUACGAUGACGAACUGCAAAGAGCAUACGUUGUACUGCAGCAGCACCACGUUUACAUGUACUUUUCCAAGCACCAGAGCGAGCUGGAACUGUCCGACGCAAUCAAGCGAGUGCUCAGGAGCUUAGACGAGAAAACGUUGGAGGCGCAGAAAUUGCGUGCGAAACUCGAAGGGAUAGAGAAGAGGAUAGAGAAGAGGAUCGAAGAGAAAGAAACCAAGUGGUUAGACGAGAAUGGGGAUCAUGAAGUAGCUGGCGAUCAUGUGCCGACGACAAGUGUGGACGGGUUCCACGAGAUGGACGCGUCAGGGGGCGAACAGUAA